Molecule: messenger RNA, 1087 nt
Organism: Capsaspora owczarzaki ATCC 30864
Lineage: Eukaryota; Filasterea; Ministeriida; Capsasporidae
Exons: 3
Coding region: 53-1057 (334 amino acids)
Source: RefSeq, a predicted model, not a curated record
GUCUUUUUUGUUUUUGUUUUUGAUUGUGUUUUUUUGAUACAAGAGCGACGUUAUGAACAUCCUGCCAAAGAAGAGCUGGCAUGUCGGCAGCCAGAAGAACAUUGACCGCGUCGAGCGCGACGAGCGGCGGGAACGCGAGGCGAACGAGGCCAAAGAGCGACGGGCGAGAGCGGUCGAGAACGAAGCACGACUGGCGCUGCUGCGAGGCCGAGCUGGAGCAGACGACAACAACGACGACAGCGGCGGCGGCGCGUCGAGACCAAUCGACCCAUUCCCAGACAAUCAGCAUGUGAAUCUGUUCGCAGAGCAUGAGAAAGCCACAAGCAGCAUGGUCAAUCGAGAACACGAGCUGGAGGCGCGCGCAGAGCGGGAACGGCAGGAACAGCGACUUGGAAUACUGGUCAAACUCGGGCAAUCGGCCACUGGAACGUCGGACAGCGCCCUGCCGUGGUAUGCCAAACCACCCCCGUCGUUCGGGAAGGACGGCGAUGCAUCCAGCAACAGUGCAGCACAUGAUUCGGGGAGCUCGCGAAUACAUGCUUCCCGCUCGUCGUCGCGACACGAACCGUACCCGACGUCCGACGAAGCCAAGGCUGCCGCGAAAGCCGCCCGCGAGAGGAAACGAAAGGCUGCAAGCGACCCUCUUGCAGUCAUUUCGAAAGAGCUCGAGCUGCAACGAAAGGUGCACGAUGCGUCCCUGCCUGCAACCACCACCUCCAGCGCGUACGAAGCCUACCGAAACGCCGCCUUGAAUCGCGUCCAGCCAUCGACAGCUUCGAGCACCCUGCGCGUUGGAACCAAUUCGUCCAAAGAGGUGCAGCUUGCCCGGAUGCGGGAAGAGCGCCUGGCUCGCGAACAAACGGAACGAGCUCGUGCAGAGCGCCUGCUCAACUUGGGCGGAGCGAGCUCGCAUACUAGCAGCAGCCGUUCGUCUUCCGUACAGCAGCGCACCUAUGAUAACGCACCCAUCGACGAUACCGUUCCCCAUCGACGAAAGGGAACACGAGUACGUGACGAAUACGGCCGGACCAUUGGCUUUGAGGAUGAAUUUCAGUGAUGAUUAUAUUGUGUUAAGAACAAUCCAUGG